ACCCUAUAAAUUUUUAAUCUCUCGGCACCCAAUCUCACGUUUACCUUUUAUCCACAAACCAAUAAAAGUCCCAUCCCAACAACAUCUUCACCUGCCCUUUUCUUCUUUCAGGUCCAAUUAGCCUUUCGGGUCUGUUCUAAGCCCAAAUCCUCUCUCUCUCGUCCUCGUCUCUCGUCUCUCUUUCCUCUUCCUUCCUGCAAAACCUUAGAUCUCUCGGCCUUCAACGUCGCUUUCUGGGCUUCAAAUCCGAUCCCAGAUUGCUUCUAUUUGGGUUCUUGACCGCUGCAGGGUUUACUUCCAUGACAGAAAUGACAGAAAUUACAGAUAUGGAAACAAUCCCUGGGGAGAGUAACAAUCAGCUGGCACUGACCACUCCCGAAGCGCAGCCUAUCAAGCGCCGAAAAAAGAAGUCCAUGGUUUGGGAGUACUUUACCAUUGAAAAUGUGAGUGCCGGAUGUAGAAGAGCAUAUUGUAAGCGCUGCAAGCAAAGUUUUGCUUAUAGCACUGGUUCUAAGGUAGCAGGUACCAGUCAUCUGAAGCGUCACAUUGCCAAAGGAACCUGUCGAGCACUCUUACGAGGCCAAGGCCAAGAUAACAAUCAAUUCAUCACCCCAUAUAACCCAAAGAUGGGUGGAAGUGAACCUCCUAAGCGACGCUACAGAUCUCCUAGCUCACCUUUUAUCCCAUUUGAUCAGGACCGGUGCCGCCAUGAAAUUGCCAGAAUGAUUAUCAUGCAUGAGUACCCUCUUCACAUAGUUGAACAUCCUGGGUUCAUAGCUUUUGUUCAAAACCUUCAGCCUCAGUUUGAUAAAAUGAGUUUCAACACCGUUCAAGGGGAUUGUGUUGCAACUUACCUGAGGGAAAAGCAAAGCCUAAUGAACUUUAUUGAGGGUAUUCCUGGACGCUUCUGUCUUACACUGGACAUGUGGAGUUCAAAUCAAACCCUCGGUUAUGUGUUUAUAACUGGACACUUCGUUGAUAGUGACUGGAAGUUGCACAGACGGGUUUUCAAUGUUGUAAUGGAACCAUAUCCGGAUUCCCGUUCUGCUCUAAGUCAUGCCAUCGCUGCCUGCCUUUCAGACUGGAGUUUGGAAGGCAAGUUAUUUUCCCUCACCUUCAAUCAUCCGCUAAGUGAAGCUGGGCUGGAAAAUCUUAGACCUUUACUGUGCGUUAAAAAUCCCCUUAUUCUUAAUGGUCAGCUGUUAAUUAGAAAUUGUAUAGCUCGUACUAUGAGCAGCAUGGCAAAGGAUGUGCUUGGAGCAGGGCAAGAGAUCAUCAAGAAAAUCCGUGAUAGUGUAAAGUAUGUGAAGAUGUCAGAAUCCCAUGAUGACAAGUUCAUUCAAGUUAAAAACCAGCUUCAAGUGCCCAGUGAAAAGAGCCUGUUUCUUGACAAUCAAACUCAGUGGAACACAACAUACGAAAUGCUUGCAGCUGCUUCUGAAUUAAAGGAAGUGUUUGAUUGCUUGGAUACUUACGAUCCAGAUUAUAAGCUAGCCCCAUCAAUGGAAGACUGGAAGUUGGCUGAGACUUUAUGCAGUUUCUUGAAACCUCUCUUCGAUGCAGCCAGCAUCCUUACAACUACAACUCUCCCUACCGUAAUUACAUUCUUUUAUGAAGUGUGGAAAAUACAUGUGGACUUGGGUCGUUCCGUCACUAGUGAGGAUCCUUUCAUCAGCAACCUUGCAAAAUCAAUGCAAGAAAAGAUUGACAAGUACUGGAAGGACUGUAGCCUGGUUUUGGCAAUGGCAGUGGUCAUGGAUCCUCGUUUCAAAAUGAAACUUGUCGAGUUCAGUUUCACAAAAAUAUAUGGCGAAGAUGCUCCCACAUACAUCAAAACUGUUGACGAUGGAAUUCAUGAGCUCUUUCUUGAAUACGUGGCACUCCCAUUGCCUUUGACGCCAACUUAUGUGGAAGAAGUGAAUGGUGCAAACAAUGGAAAGACCAACGAAUCUCAUCAAGGUAAUCUUCUUUCGGACCAUGGGCUUGCAGAUUUUGAUGUCUACAUUAUGGAGACUAAUAGCCAGCAGAUGAAGUCUGAGCUGGAUCAGUACUUGGAAGAGUCCCUGUUACCUCGUGUCCAAGAGUUUGAUGUGUUGGGUUGGUGGAAGCUGAACAAGAUGAAGUAUCCAACUCUUUCCAAGAUGGCUCGCGACAUUUUGUCGAUUCCGGUGUCUGCUGCUGCCACCGAAUCAAUCUUUGAUAUCACAGACAAGCAACUAGAUGAAUAUCGUAGCUCUUUGCGACCGGAGACAGUGGAAGCUCUAAUCUGUGCCAAGGAUUGGCUACAUUAUGGAUCUUCUGAUGUUUCGAAUGCGCUUGUUAAAAUGGAAUUUUAGAUGUAGAUGAUAUUCCAGAGUAUCUUGUUUAUGGACAUGUUUCACUGUAGGCCUCUAUUUGUACAACUAGAAAGAUUUGUAUGGAUGCUUCGAGUAUUUUUUCUUA
Gossypium raimondii (Peruvian cotton) is the source of this 2442-nucleotide messenger RNA. RefSeq names its product zinc finger BED domain-containing protein DAYSLEEPER. The transcript has 2 exons. The record is from RefSeq and is a predicted model, not a curated record. Gene Ontology annotation, molecular function: protein dimerization activity; DNA binding. Bases 300 to 2336 code for a protein of 678 amino acids. NCBI's taxonomy places the organism in Eukaryota, Viridiplantae, Streptophyta, Magnoliopsida, Malvales, Malvaceae.